Nezara viridula (southern green stink bug) is the source of this 1766-nucleotide messenger RNA. The record is from the annotation of a GenBank genome assembly. NCBI's taxonomy places the organism in Eukaryota, Metazoa, Arthropoda, Insecta, Hemiptera, Pentatomidae.
GUGAAACCUCUGCUUUGCAAGUUGUAACUUAUUAGGAUUUGGAAUUUGUUUUAUGUAUAUUGCUUAGACAUUUAAUCUAGUUUGGAUUAUGGAUUCUUACGAAAGUGUUUUGCUCGUUAAAAAUGAAGUUUUCGUGUUCAAAGUCCCACCUAUCACUACUAACAGAGGGCAUAAAGCUGCGGACUGGAACCUAUCUGAUCCACAGUGGACUGGUCGAAUGCGUCUAGUAGCCAAAGACAAGGAAUGCGUCUUGAAAUUGGAAGAUAAAACCAGUGGUGAAUUGUUUGCAAAAUGUCCUAUAGAUAAGUAUCCUGGACUAGCGAUUGAGCCUGUAUCAGAUUCCUCUCGUUAUUUUGUGCUUCGAAUUCAAGAUGAUAAUGGACGUUCUGCUUUUAUUGGAGUUGGAUUUUCAGAUCGCUCUGAUAGUUUUGAUCUCAAUGUAGCAUUACAGGAUCAUUUCAACUGGUUGAAAAAAUCUGAAGAGAUAGAAAAAGAAAAGGAUGUUCCUAAGCCUGAACUUGAUUUAAAGUUUAAAGAGGGGGAGACAAUAAAAAUUAACAUGAAAAUAACUAAGAAGGAUGGUUCUGAAGCAAGUGCUAAACCUAAAUCGAAACCGAGUGGGGGUGGUCUGUUACCACCACCUCCUGGCGGAGUUAAGAUAGCUCCACCACCUGCGCCAUCCAUAACAUCGUCUCCCUCCCAUCAGGCACCACCUCCUGCCAAACCUGAGUCUUGGGGUGAAUUUGCCUCUGCUCCAAGCCCUAGUCCUGGGGCUGCCACUACUCCAAGUAAUCCUAAUUGGGUCCAGUUCUAACAUGUCCUUGCGGUCUUGGAUAAGUGUUGACGCAUAUAUAUAUAUUUUUUUUUAUUUUUUGUUGAUUGUUAACACUUAAUUUCAACCCAGCGUCUGAUAACAUUUAUUAUUUUAAAUUUCUUUUAAAGGAAUAAGAAUCUGCAUGGCUUUUAUUUUAUAAAUUUACCAGUUAGUAUUAAUUUAAUAAAUUUACUUAUUGUUUUAUUUAUAUACAUAUAUGUAAAUUUGUGUAUGUUUGUAUAUGCCUAUAAACGUACAUACAUAUAUACAAAUUACUUAAUAAUUUAAGUUGUUUCUUUAUUUUAAAAUGAUAUAUUUUGUUUGUAUUUUUUCUUUUUUCUUUUUUUUAUACUGUUAAAGAUGUAUAGAUAUGUUGAAGUAUUGAGAUGUAAAUUUAUUAAAGAUACAUGAAGGAUGUAUAAUACUUAUUAUAACACCAUUGUAGUUAUUUAUUAGUAGAGGCAUGACAAUUGUCAUCUGCGAGAGAAAACUAAUUUAAUAGAGAUAAGAAAUUAAUCUAAACGAAAAUUGCUUCCUCUACGGUGACCAUUAGAGUUGUGAUAAAGUACAUAGCUACGUUUGUUCAAAUGAUUUUCCAGAAACAAUUUUCCACUAUUUUUUGGGUGUAUUAUAAAUUAUGUAUGUAUUUUAGAAUCAUUUUUGUAUCAAUAUAUUGUUAAUAAUAGAAUAUUUUGCUUAGUAGGGCAAAAUUAAAAUAAUUAAAAAAUCGAUAAAUAAAAAAAAAGCAAUAUAUUUAUAUGAUAUAAUAAUUUUUGUUGUGAUAUAAGCCCAAAAUAAAAAUGUAUCGAUAGUUAUCUAUCUUAAGGGCAUUAUCGCUCUUUAUGUUUCAUUAUUGUUUAAUCAUUCCAGAAUAUUUAAAAUGUUGACUUCUCUUAGAGUAUAUAUCAUAAAUAAUGUGAUAAAAUUGAAUCAAUAAAUACAUAGCAAACUC